This is a messenger RNA of Mytilus trossulus (common blue mussel), 6392 nucleotides long. RefSeq lists its product as uncharacterized. Gene Ontology annotation, molecular function: protein binding. The record is from RefSeq and is a predicted model, not a curated record. The transcript is spliced from 23 exons. Bases 913 to 4482 code for a protein of 1189 amino acids. Lineage: Eukaryota; Metazoa; Mollusca; Bivalvia; Mytilida; Mytilidae.
GAUCCUUGUCCAGUCGAUUUGAUCCUUGUCCAGUCAAGUUGAUCCUUGUCCAGUCGAUUUGAUCCUUGUCCAGUCAAGUUGAUCCUUGUCCAGUGGAUUUAAUCCCUGUCCAGUAAGACUGUUGUUAUAGUAUUUAUUUGAUCCCUGUCCAGUCAAGUUGAUCCCUGUCCAGUCAAGUUGAUCCCUGUCCAGUCCAUUUAAUCCUUGCCCAGUUGAGUUGCUAGUAUAGUAUUUAUUUGAUCCCUGUCUAGUCAAGUUGAUCCUUGUCCAGUCGAUUUGAUCCCUGUCCAGUCAAGUUGAUCCUUGUCCAGUCAAGUUGAUCCUUGUCCAGUGGAUUUAAUCCCUGUCCAGUAAGACUGUUGUUUUAGUUUUAACAUCUAUAAUGUCUAAAAUCAAUAUUUAUUUGAGAAUUGUCAAGUCGUUGUGAUCAUUGUCCAGUCCUUGGGAUCAUUGACUGUCCAAUCAAUUUAAUGCUUGUCCAGUUGAGUUGUUAUUAUAGUCAAGUUGAUCGCUGUCUAGUCAAGUUGACCCCUGUCCAGUCAGGUUGAUCAUUGACCAGUUGUUUUGAUCACUGUCUAGUCAAGCUGUUAAAGUCAAGUCAAUCCCUGUCCAGUCGAUUUGAUCUCUGUCCAGUCAAAAUGAUCCUUGUCCAGUCAAGUUGAUCCUUGUCCAGUGGAGUUAAUCCCUGUCCAGUCAAGUUGAUCCUUGUCCAGUCAGGCUGUUGUUAUAGGUUCACCACAACAUUAUAACUCCCGCAAUAUUUCAACAGUAUAUAUCUAUGAGAACGCAACCCAAUAAAGCAAGAACGGAAAUACCGUAUGUAGAGAGAUGCUUUAGAUGGUGGCAUUUCCUUUCUGAUAAAUUUAGCCUACCUCAGACGUACUUUCAUCAGUUUUAAUCGAAUUAGAAAUAAUGGAAGAUUGGAAUCUUAAACUUAUUAAAGCUGCUAGAGAUGGAAGCGUAGAGGACUUAAAGCUUUGCAUAGAGAAUGGAGCAAACAUUGAAUUUAAAGCUAGUGGAUGGACAGCAUUAAUGUUUGCUGCCAUGGAAGGACAUGGGGAAGUGUGUCGACUUCUCCUGGAGAACAGAUGUAACAAAGAUAUCACAGAUGUUAGAGGAUGGACAGCAUUAAUGUCGGCUGCCAGUGAAGGACAUGUGGAAGUGUGUCAACUUCUCCUGGAGAACAGAUGUAAAACAGAUAUCACAUAUGUAGAUGGAAAAACAGCUUUACAUCUGGCUGCUGAGUGGGGAUAUCUACAGACCACAAGAUGUCUUGUAGAAGAAGGAGAUAUCAGUCCCUUGGUUAAAACACAUCAGGGUAAGACUCCAUACGAUCUAGCAGCAGCAGGAAAAAAUGGGCAGUAUAAAGAAGUGAUGGAAUACUUACAGACUGCUGUACUAAGGAUUAAAGAUAAUAAAGUUCCAACUGAAAUAGAAUUAAUGGCUGACAAAAGAUCUGUUCCUUUGUACCUCAAAUUACUCGAGUCAGGAUCUGAGAAAAAAAGAGACAUACGUUUAGUAAUAGUUGGGAAGAAAGGUGCGGGUAAGACUUCAUUGGUUAACAGGUUAUUCAAAGAGGGAAAGAAAGAUGGUGGACCCACAUCAUUAUUUAAAAGAUUGUUUGGAAGAAAUAAUGCAGAUGUUUCAAGCACGAAUGGAAUAGAAAUUCAUGUGAUAAAAUGUAAAGCAGAAUUUGGUGAUAGCAUUUGGAAUAAAUUAGAAGGUAACUAUAAAGAAACUGAACUUAAUGCAAGAUUAUUAAAACCAUACGAAGAAAAACUAGCCAAUAAGCAUAGCUUAGCCAGCAUUGUAAAAGCAGCCCACAAUACCUUUAAGGACACCACUUCACCGACAGGUUUUGAUGAAUCAAAGAUACCUUUAUCAACAUCUCAGCCUACAAAACUAAAACAUCCACUAGACACUGAAGAAACACAAGAAGACUCUCAAAUCGAAGGCCAAGUAGCCACUGUCUAUACUGAAAAACCCUCAGAAGACACUCAAGUUAAACAUUCAGACGGAGCUCAUGAAAUGGUUAAAGACAAUACCCUCAUAACCAAUGUUUACAGACGUGUUGAUGAAUCAAAUGAUUCAAUAAUUUUUUCUCAACAGUGUGAAAAAAUAAAAUCUCCAGUAGUCACUCAAGUUGAACCUCCAGUAACCACUAAAUCUAAAAUAACCAACCAAGAGCAAGAAAACCUACUAUUAUCAAAAGCACAUAUGGAUAUCAAAGCCAUGAUGGACAAAUCUAAAAUUCAUUUACAUGACAAAGAGGAGUAUGUCAACUUUUUAUUAUGGGAUUUUGCAGGUGAUGAAGAAUUUUACCACACACACCAGACAUUUCUGUCCCAAGAUGCAAUUUAUCUCGUUGUUACAAAACUGAAUGAGGCUGAUGACAAAAAUGCACAAGAAAUGUUUCAGUUGUGGAUGAAUUCAAUACAUUGCUACUGUAGACUUGAUGAUCAGCAAAAUAAACCUGAAAGUGUUAAAAUGGAUGAGAGUACGGAAAAAGAGGAGACAAAUAUGUGUGAUCCACCAGUAAUUCUUGUUGGUUCACAUAAAGACAAAGUCAGAAAUUCAAAGGGAGAAACGAUGGGGAUUAAAUGCAAGAAGCAGAUUGAAAACUAUAUGAAAGGUGUUUCAGAUUAUGCCUGUGGACAUAUACGAUCUGAAUACUUCAUUUCAAAUACAAAAGAUGAUGAUAGUGUAUUCCAGAAAAUAAAACAGGACAUAUUAAACUUAGCCAGAGGAAUGAAAUCAUGGAAUAAAGCCUACCCAUUGAAAUUUACACAACUGGAAAAAAGUCUUCAAGAGAAGAUGCUGGAGUUACAAAUUCCAAUUAUAACUUUCAAUGAACUGAUGAAAAUCUCUCUUGAAACACCAAUGCCAAUGAAUGAUGAGGAACUUAAGUUGUUUUUGAAACUUCACCAUGAAUUAAGAGCUAUAGUUUAUUUUGGGGAUCUUCCUGAUUUUAUUAUUUUAGAUACACAGUGGCUGUCGGACGCUUUUAAAUGCAUAGUAACAGCAGAGAAAUUUCAAUUUGAUGUAAGCAGACAUAAAAUGAAGGACAAACUGGAGGAUUUAAAUGUUAGAGGAAUAUUACAUACUGAGGUUUUGGACGAUAUUUUUAAAGAUAAAAGAAAUGUUUUGUAUAAACAUGAGCAACAUAAAGAUGAUAUCCUUAAUAUUAUGGAGAAGUUUGAUAUCAUUAUACCUGCAACCCGAGAAAGUGCUGAUGAAAAACCUUGCUACUAUGUUCCUUGCAUGGUAAAAUCACAAUCCGAGUAUGACACAUUUAAGAUGUUGAAUGUAACCAAAGAUACCUGUCAGAAAUCCACAUGGUUAUGUUUCAAAUUUAGGUUCUUACCACCACAUCUAAUUAAUCAUUUAAUUGCUUCACUGAGUCGAGUGUUCGAAGUUGCACAACUGACUGUCCCUAAUCAUAAGAAAUUGCAAGUUGCUCUUUUUAAAGACAAUGUGGUAUUUGAGUUAAAGCAGACAAAAUUGAGAAAAUUGCUUUUAAUGAAAUUUCAAAAUAUAAUUCAGGUUCAGGUUCUGGAAUUUGGAACAGGUGCUGUUAUCAAAAGAGGUUUGUUCAAAGACAUUGGCGACUUUGUAACAGACGAAUUACAAAAGAUAAUACAUACAAGAUUCAAAAUGCCAAAUGUAGAGUUUGAGAAAAAGUUUGAUUGUGGCCUUACAGAACCAGAACUAGUGACAGGAUCUAAUGAAUUUAGUGAGGAGGAGAUAACAGAAUAUCUUUGUGGGUCAUGUACAACACUUCAUCCAUUUAUUGGCGAAUGGUCAAAAGAAGGACAUGAAGUGCUGUCUUUGUCAAAGAGUCCUGAAGAUAUUCCCAGAUAUUAUCCUAACGCAGAAAGCUUGGGACAAAUCCAAACUACGGGUACAUCCACCAAGGUACGUGUCCGUGUCCAAGCUGGUGAAAGAGUAUUUUCAAAUAUCAACGAUGAAGCAACAGGAACAGACAGUUCGUCAGUGUUCACCAAAGAGGAAAUAAAUUUUACAAAGAUGGGAAUGAUUGCGCUGAAUAUUUUUGCUGAUGUUUUAUAUGACCUCUUAAUACAAGACAAAGCAAAUGUAUGCACAAGGACCGAUUGUGAUAUAACAUAUUUAUAUCGUGAACACAGGAAACUAAAUAAACACAUUCCUAGUAAUUCUUGGGGAGGAUCAUGGCAAACAAUUCAGACAACAGACAUAGCGAUUGGAGAUGAUAUUGAGCGCAUUAGACUUACGAGAAAUGAACUACAACACUCGAGGAUAUUUAAACUUGACGAAACACGUUUUAAUGAGCUAAGUAAUAAGUCAAGAGACAUUUUAAAAAGGUUUGAUCGUCAUAACACACCAACAAGGCUGUAUACAGAUCAUCUAAAUGACAUUUUGGCUAAAACUAUUUCUGCAGAGGAAGUGAAAUCAAUUGAAAAUGAAAUAUUAGGGAUGACAAUUGAAGUUGAAAUUGAGCACUAAAUCAAUGUUCCACCAUAAUAGAGAAAUAUAUCAUCAGAAGUACACAGUCUACCAAAGCAACAGAUAUGCAGUCGAUCUUCUAUAUUAAAUAGAAACAUAAAUUUGUGAAAUUUAGGUUGAAACUAUUUAUUCAUAAAACUAUAGACAGCAAGAUGAAGAAAGUGAACCAAAUGGAAAAUAUUGGACUAACGUUAAAGAUUUGACCAAUAUGUGAAUGUAUAAUUACUGGGUUUUUUUUCUCAAGAGGAUUCAAAUGCAACUAACACUGUAAUGGUAAUAUUGGUAAUACCUUACUACUCAUCUAAUUGCUAUUUACAUACUAUAACAAAUAUAUGUUAAACUUUAUAAACAUGUAUCUAUUCUUGCAUGGAAAUCAAGAAAACUUGUAUAUUACAGAACUGAAGUGUUUGCAGCAGAUUUGCUGCAAACUUGCUGCAGGUCUGCUGCAAACAAAAAACUUGCAGGAACCCUUAAAAUAAUGUUUGCAGGUGUUUGCAGCUAGCUGCAAACCUCAUACAAACAUUGCAGCUUUUUGCAGGAAAAACUAGAAUUUAAGAGAGGUUCGCAGCUAGAUUGCAGAAAUCUUUGACAAUUUUAUGUUUGCAAGAGCAUUGCAAAAAACUACAUAAAACGACUGAGCAUGCCUAUUGGUAACUUCUUGCAAGAUAAAGAUUAGAAAUUUGAAAAUGUUGGUGAUGUUUGUGUCGUGAUAUAUAUUAGUUUCCAAAAAGGCAUUAUAGUUGGGAAAUUAACAGAUAAGUUUUCAAAGACAUUGAUUGUGAGUUCAAAUUGAGCAUAGAAUGUUAACUUGUGAAAUUCUUUCCCGGCGGCUCCACAGAUAUCUGCAUGAGGUUUAAAAUACAUUUUCAAAUAAGUAGCCAUGCAAUAUUCAGUACUCCCUCAUAUGCUUAGAGAUUAUAACUUGUGACAUAUUUUGUUGUAAGUCUACUUGAAUUUUUUGACAAUUUUAAUUUAACUAGCUGUUAAAUAUAUGCACAAAAUAAAUUUCAAAUAAACCUUUCUUGAAUUUAAGAUUCAUGCAUGUAAUUCAUUUGAGAACGUACCUGGAAUUAAUCUAACUUAUUAAAAGGUAUAAACUUAUGGUAUGAUAAUUUUUCCGAUGAUAAAGUAAUUGAAUUAUUAUAUGUAUGGAUGUAACAUAACUUUUUUCAAAAUUUGCUGUGUGAUAUAGUAAAUAUGAUGUGUACACAGCAUGACAUUGGUUAAUAGUAUAACGUGUGUAGUUCUUGCAAGUUUGCAGCAAACACGCAGGAAAAAGAUUGAUUUGAAUAAAUAUGUUUGCAGCAGGUCUGCACCAAGUACGCAGGAAAGAGAUUAAUUUGCAUUAAUAUGUUUGAAGCAGGUCUGCAGCAAACACUCAUUUGCAUAUUAAUAUUUGCAGCAGGUCUGCAGCAAACACGCAGGAGGGAGAUUAAUUUGUAUAAAUAUGUUUGCAGCAGGUCUGCAGCAAACACUCAUUUGCAUAUAAACGUUUGCAGCAGGUAUGCAGCAAACACUCAUUUGCAUGGUAAAUUGUUUGCAGCAUAUUGGCAGCAAAUACGCCGCAAAUACGGACUCUGUGUUCGCUGCAAGUCUGCUGCGAGUUCGCAGUAGACUUGCAGCAAAUGUCUGCAGGAGGUUGAUUUUUUCAGUAAGGGUAUAGUGCCUUGAGAAACAUGAGACAAAACCGGAAAACAUUUUUUCUUUGUUUUUGAUAAGAAAGAUAUAAGAAAUAUUUGCCAAUAAGGGCAUCAGGUGUUGAUGCCAUAUAUAUAUUCACAGAAUUAUCAUUUAGUUACCACUUUAUGGCUGGAAUAUUGUUUUGUUAUGUAUCUGUCCCACAAUUUUUAACAUAUAUCCACCAUCUUGUUUCAUUAAUUUUCAUAAUAAAAGGAAAAUUUUAAUAAUUA